This is a messenger RNA of Anguilla rostrata (American eel), 7604 nucleotides long. RefSeq names its product ADP-ribosylation factor guanine nucleotide-exchange factor 2 (brefeldin A-inhibited) (gene arfgef2). Lineage: Eukaryota; Metazoa; Chordata; Actinopteri; Anguilliformes; Anguillidae. Gene Ontology annotation, biological process: regulation of ARF protein signal transduction. Gene Ontology annotation, molecular function: guanyl-nucleotide exchange factor activity. The transcript is spliced from 38 exons. The record is from RefSeq and is a predicted model, not a curated record. The coding region runs from base 184 to 5685 and encodes 1833 amino acids.
CAGCUGAGUAUCACGUGACGCUGUGUGAAGGCAACAUGGCGACACAGUGCUGAGGUAGCACAGCUGAACAACCCCGUGUGGAAGAGUCGUCUGCCCGGUUUUGUUUGCAUAUUUGACGCCGACAUAAGACAGGGGCACUGCCGACAAUGACGGUUUGACGGAAAGGCAAUAGCCGUGCGAGAGAUGCUACAACAACAACGUCCAGAACGACAACUGCAGACGGAAAGUACUAAAACGAAGAGCAUGUUUCUGUCCAGGGCGCUUGAGAAAAUCCUCGCGGAUAAGGACGUGAAGCGGACCCAGCACAAUCAGUUGCGUAAAGCCUGUCAGGUAGCACUUGAUGAAAUCAAAACUGAACUGGAAAAACAAAAAGAUGGCACUGUGGUCGCCCCCAGGGCCAACUACAUUGAGGCAGAUAAGUAUGUGCUGCCCUUUGAGCUGGCCUGUCAGUCCAAGUCCCCACGCAUCGUCAGCACCUCGCUGGACUGCUUGCAGAAGCUGAUUGCCUACGGCCACAUCACAGGCAAUGCACCCGACAGCUCCGCUCCAGGCAAGCGGCUCAUCGACCGCCUGGUGGAGACCAUAUGCAACUGCUUCCAAGGGCCGCAGACGGAUGAGGGUGUGCAACUGCAGAUCAUCAAGGCCCUCCUGACGGCGGUGACGUCGCCCCACAUCGAAAUCCACGAGGGCACGGUGCUGCUGACGGUGCGCACCUGUUACAACAUCUACCUGGCCAGCCGCAACCUGAUAAACCAGACCACUGCCAAGGCCACCCUCACCCAGAUGCUCAACGUCAUCUUCACUCGCAUGGAGACGCAGGCAGCUCUGGAGGCUCGCGAGCAGGAGAAGGAGAGACAGCGGCUGCAGCAGCCGUCCCCCCUCCCUGGGCAUGUGUCCUCCCCCCGGAGUCACAACGGGUCCCUGUCACCCGCUGCCAGCAUUCCCGAGACCAGCCCCUCCCCCGCCACCCCGGGCGACGCCCCAGUGGACACGCCUUCUGUCAACGGGCAGUCAGAGGAGGGCGGGGCUGAGGAUGAGGGAGAUGUGCUGGAAUCAAGCCAAGAUGCCCCAACCCUUCCAGAUGUUUCUGUAGUUCCAAAUGCAGCCCAGCCUGAUGUGGAGGAGCAGAAGGGUGGGGCAGAGGUGGAGGAAGACGGGGGAGGGGAGAAGGAAGCUGAAGAAGCACCAGCGGUUAAGGACCAGCCAGAACCAGAGACAGGACAAGAACCAGAAGCAGAACCAGAACCAGAACCAGAACCAGAACCAGAACCAGAACCAGAGCCAGAACCAGAGCCAGAACCAGAGCCCCCGGCUGAGACUGAGCACGCAGAGACUGCGCCCCCUCCUGGCAAGGCAGUCAGCCUGCAGGUUAACGGCAUCGUGGACGACCGCACCUCUGAAUCCUCCACAGACAUCCUGGACGCAGACGCCAUGCAUGGAGGCCCCGCCGCCGCCCGCUUCUCCCACGUCCUGCAGAAAGACGCCUUCCUGGUCUUCCGCUCGCUCUGCAAGCUCUCCAUGAAGCCCCUGGCGGACGGGCCCCCGGACCCCAAGUCACAUGAGCUGCGCUCCAAGGUGGUGUCCCUGCAGCUGCUGCUGUCGGUCCUGCAGGGCGCCGGCCCCGUCUUCCGCACCCACGAGAUGUUCGUCAACGCCAUCAAGCAGUACCUGUGCGUGGCGCUGUCCAAGAACGGGGUCUCCUCCGUGCCCGACGUCUUCGAGCUCUCGCUGGCCAUCUUCCUCACUCUGCUGUCACACUUCAAGGUCCAUCUCAAGAUGCAGAUUGAGGUGUUCUUCAGGGAAAUAUUCCUUACAAUCUUGGAGACAUCCUCCAGUUCCUUUGAACACAAGUGGAUGGUGAUCCAGACACUCACCCGGAUCUGUGCAGAUGCUCAGUGUGUUGUGGACAUCUACGUCAACUAUGACUGCGACCUCAAUGCGGCCAAUAUCUUUGAGAGGCUGGUGAAUGACUUGUCCAAGAUUGCCCAAGGAAGAAGCGGCCAGGAGCUGGGCAUGACACCCCUACAGGAGCUGAGCUUGCGAAAGAAAGGUCUGGAAUGCCUUGUGUCAAUCCUGAAAUGCAUGGUGGAGUGGAGCAAAGACCUGUAUGUCAACCCCAAUCUUCUUGCCAACCUUGGUCAGGAGCGGCCCGCGGAGGUGGAGGGGGUGGAGGGGAGGCUGCCGGACCACCUGGCCUUCCGCAGGGACAGCGCCAGCUCCCUGGACUCCACCGUGUCCUCGGGGUUCCAGGGCUCCCAGCCCGACCACCCCGAGCAGUACGAGGUCAUCAAGCAGCAGAAGGAGGUCAUCGAGCACGGCAUCGUGCUGUUUAACAAGAAACCAAAGCGGGGCAUUCAGUACCUGCAGGAGCAGGGGAUGCUGGGAGUCUCGGCGGAGGACAUCGCCCAGUUCCUGCAUCAGGAGGAGCGACUCGACACGACCCAGGUGGGUGAGUUUCUGGGUGAGAAUGUCCGCUUCAACAAGGAGGUCAUGUACUGCUACGUGGACCAGCUGGACUUCUGCGGGCGGGACUUUGUGUCCGCCCUGCGGGCGUUCCUGGAGGGCUUCCGCUUGCCAGGCGAGGCGCAGAAGAUUGACAGGCUGAUGGAGAAGUUUGCUGCCCGAUACCUGGAGUGCAACCAAGGACAGACGCUCUUCGCCAGCGCAGACACGGCCUACGUGCUGGCCUACUCCAUCAUCAUGCUCACCACGGAUCUGCACAGCCCUCAGGUGAAGAACAAGAUGACGAAGGAGCAGUACAUCAAAAUGAACCGCGGGAUCAAUGACAGCAAGGACCUGCCGGAAGAGUACCUGUCCUCCAUCUACGACGAGAUCGCAGGCAAGAAGAUCGCCAUGAAGGAGAGCAAGGAGCACUCCAUCACGCCCAAGUCCAGCAAGCAGGGUGUGGCCAGUGAGAAGCAGAGACGUCUGCUCUACAACGUGGAGAUGGAGCAGAUGGCCAAGACCGCCAAGGCGCUGAUGGAGGCGGUGAGCCACGCCCAGGCUCCCUUCUUCAGCGCCACCCACCUGGAGCACGUGCGGCCCAUGUUUAAGCUGGCCUGGACUCCCUUACUGGCGGCCUUCAGCGUGGGCCUGCAGGACUGCGACGACCAGGAGGUGGCGUCCCUGUGCCUGGAGGGCAUUCGCUGUGCUAUCAGGAUCGCCUGCAUCUUCAGCAUGCAGCUGGAAAGGGAUGCAUAUAUCCAGGCUCUGGCGCGCUUCACCCUGCUGACUGCCAGCUCCAGUAUUACGGAGAUGAAGCAGAAGAACAUCGACACCAUUAAGACCCUCAUCACCGUGGCCCACACCGAUGGCAACUACCUGGGAAACUCCUGGCACGAGAUCCUGCGGUGUAUCAGCCAGCUGGAGCUGGCGCAGUUGAUUGGCACAGGGGUGAAGACGCGCUACAUCUCAGGGGUGGUGCGGGACAGGGAGUCCGGGAUCAAGGGCUUCCCCGUGGGGGGAGAGGAGUUUAUGCCCCUGGGCCUAGGGACUUUGGUGGGGGGGCCAGACAGGAAGCAGAUGGCCCACAUCCAGGAGUCGGUGGGCGAGACCAGCUCCCAGAGCGUGGUGGUGGCGGUGGACAGAAUCUUCACUGGCUCCACCAGACUGGACGGCAAUGCUAUAGUGGACUUUGUGCGCUGGCUGUGCGCGGUGUCCAUGGACGAGCUGGCGUCCCCGCACCAGCCGCGCAUGUUCAGCCUGCAGAAGAUCGUGGAGAUCUCCUACUACAACAUGAACCGCAUCCGCCUGCAGUGGUCCCGGAUCUGGCAGGUCAUCGGAGACCACUUCAACAAGGUGGGCUGUAACCCCAACAAGGACGUGGCCAUCUUCGCCGUGGACUCCCUGCGGCAGCUGUCCAUGAAGUUUCUGGAAAAAGGAGAGCUGGCAAAUUUCCGCUUCCAGAAGGACUUCCUUCGGCCCUUUGAACACAUCAUGAAGAAGAACAGGUCACCCACAAUCAGGGACAUGGUGAUCCGCUGUGUGGCCCAGAUGGUGAACUCCCAGGCGGCCAACAUCCGCUCCGGAUGGAAGAACAUCUUCUCUGUGUUUCACCAGGCCGCCUCUGACCAUGAGGAGCCCAUCGUGGAGCUGGCCUUCCAGACCACGGGACACAUCGUCAUGAGCACCUUCCAGGCGCACUUUGCAGCUGCCAUUGACUCCUUCCAGGAUGCGGUCAAGUGCCUGUCUGAGUUUGUGUGCAAUGCUGCGUUCCCCGACACCAGCAUGGAGGCCAUUAGACUCAUACGCCACUGCGCCAAAUAUGUGUCUGAACGACCACAGGCCCUGAGAGAAUACACCAGUGAUGACAUGAACGUGGCCCCAGGGGAUCGGGUGUGGGUUCGAGGCUGGUUCCCCAUUCUCUUUGAGCUGUCCUGUAUCAUCAACCGCUGCAAGCUUGACGUGCGCACUAGGGGUCUUACGGUGAUGUUCGAGAUCAUGAAGAGCUACGGGCACACGUUUGAGAAGCACUGGUGGCACGACCUGUUCCGCAUCAUCUUCCGCAUCUUCGACAACAUGAAGCUUCCGGAGCAGCAGACUGAGAAAACGGAGUGGAUGACCACGACCUGCAACCACGCGCUGUACGCCAUCUGCGACGUCUUCACGCAGUUCUACGAGCCCCUCAGCGAGGUCCUGCUGGCCGACCUCUUCACUCAGCUGCAGUGGUGCGUCCGACAAGGUGGGUCUCUGCACUCUGCCCCCGUCUGUCCUUUCAGGCCUGUGACAAAGCGGAGGUGCUCAUGUGCGUUCCCUCCCCUCUGUAGCUUGCUGACGUGGCGGCCGGCCAGCCAGGAGGAGGAGGCUGGAGACGCUAAGCACAUGGAUGUGGAGAUGGACUCCCAGUCUCAGAGCAGCUUUGAGAAGACCUUGUCUGAGCGGGGGCAGAGUCAGAUGUCCAACGCCAGCGAUGAGGCCUGGAGAGGGAAGUCUCACGCCAAAAUUUCAGACCAGAAGCUGUUUGCCUGCCUGCUGAUAAAAUGCGUGGUGCAGCUGGAGCUGAUCCAGACCAUCGACAACAUUGUGUUCUACCCUGCAACCAGCAAGAAGGAGGACGCUGACAACAUGGCUGCUGCCCAGAGGGACGUGCUGGAGGAGGGGGCGGAGACGGACACGGCUGUGGGCGGAGCCGGCGAGCAGGGCAUGUACAGGCACCUGUCGUCCGCGCACCUCUUCAAGCUGCUGGACUGCCUGCUGGAGUCGCACGCCUUCGCCCGCGACUUCAACUCCAACAACGAGCAGCGAACAGCCCUGUGGAGAGCAGGGUUCAAGGGGAAGUCCAAGCCCAACCUUCUGAAGCAGGAGACGAGCAGCCUGGCCUGCAGCCUGAGAAUCCUGUUCCGCAUGUACUCAGACCAGCAGCUACAGGCCUCCUGGCCUGACAUCCAGACCCGACUGCUGCUGGUGUGCAGCGAGGCUUUGGCCUAUUUCAUCACCCUGACGUCUGAGAGCCACCGCGAGGCCUGGACCAACCUGCUCCUCCUGCUGCUCACCAAGACCCUGCGGCUCCCCGACGACAAGUUCAAGCCCCACGCGUCCUGUUACUACCCUCACCUGUGUGAGAUGAUGCAGUUCGACCUGAUCCCCGAGCUCCGCGCCGCGCUCCGCCGCUUCUUCCUGCGCAUCGGCUCCGUCUUCCACAUCGCCGCGCCCGAGGCGGGCCAGCCCCGGCCCGGGGGCACCUAGGGGCCGCGUGGCGGGGAGGGGGGGGAGCGGAUUCGGGCCUGGAGAGCGCGACGCUUCCCGGUUUGGGAUUGUGAGACGGACGGGAAGCACGCCGGAACCCUCCGUGUGUCAGACUGGACUGUGGCCGCUGGUGUCCUGGGAUCAGCGAGGCUUCCGUCUGUCUGUCAGCCUCAAGUGUUUCUCUGCACUCGACCCCCAACCCCAGACACAAAGAAAAACACUGUGAUGGACAGGGCUACAGGCCGACUGCUUACAAACUGUACAGACUGACAUGAGAAAAACUGUAAUUUAUUACUGAUAAUGUUAUAUUCCGUUUGUUUUUUUUUCUUUUUUGUUAUUAAGGCUGAACAAAAACGUUUAUUGAAAUGUAAAACAAGAAGCUACAUGAAUGAGAAAUAUACAGAAUAUGGAAAUAGUGCUCUCUAAAUCCUCUACGCUGGACGUUAUUGGCUAGUUGAAGCGUAGCAGAGUUAUAUCUGAAAACCCAUGCCUGAUGUGAGCUGAACCGUGAGCAGGGGAGUCCCUCUCUCAGCCUGGGACUGGCUGAGCUGGGCUUCCCUCUCUGAAGUGCUUUCAGAGGUGAUGAAAAGCGCAAUACGAGUGCAGUUUGCUGUUCUCAUUGUUCCGUUAGCAGUGGGACCCCUCAUUGAACUCUCAGUUGCUUUAUUCCCCCUCUGGCCAUGUUCUAACCCACACUGUGCUGUAACCCACAGCCCUCCAUGUGCAAGCACCUUUACUGACAUUAGAGAGAUAGAGGUGUGUUGGGUCUGCCCUGUGCCCUGAGGUCUCCGUUUUCACAAUUCAAAUUUUUUGCAGCAACGUAAGGCAAUGGUGUACUCUGAGAGCUAGAGUAAUGAAGUUAUGACACUUUGAACACUAUGAAAUGGAAUGCUGUCUGUAUUCUUUCAUGUGCCAGAGAUCAGCGGUCAGUGUCCUCCUGUUCGCUUGAAGGCUGCGUCUCUCGUGCUCCGCUCACUCCUCAUGGUUCUCCAUAGUUGUGUUUCCCUUGUAGGACCUGUGGUCCUAUGAACCGCUUCACACCCAGCUCCUCCAGAGGGGACUUGCAGGUGCGCAGAUUCUAUGGUCUCUUAGUUCCAGCCUGUCAGCCAUGCUCCAGGAAGCCCCAUCCAGUGCUCUUCUCAAUGACACGUGUAUACUGUACAGGACAGGCUUUUUGGUUUGCUCUGCCCAUACAGUGCCUGUCUGAAAAGACAGCGGGGCAGUUUGGUGGGUUGGGAUUGGCUGAAUGUGAGGAAGAGGGAAAGGUGAUGCAUCUUCUCUUCUUUUUCCUGCAACAGUUUGAUGGCCGUGUAGUCGCUCGCCCCAGUGUUUCUGAUAAAAUAUUCAGGUUAGAAAUGUACAAAUGAAAGUCAUCUGGAAGGAAAGGCCUGCAGUGCAGUAAAAUGGCCUCUGGCCUUCUGCUUCAUUAUUUAUUUUUUCUACCCACAGCAGUCCCUGCUGUUUUCCCAUUGUAUUAUUCCAAUGUAUGUUGUAUUAAAUUGGAAAAGGGGUGCAUUAGCCAUGCAGUGCAUUCUCACAACUCGAGAGACUCAAAAUGACAUUUAGUAAUGUGAUACCUGAUUGGUGCAAAAGUAGUAUGCAGGAAAUAGAAUGGCCACAUUCUCACCCUGAAGCCCUGUGUAUCUACAGUAAUAUUACAUGAAGCAUUGUUUUUACAAACAAGGAUGUAUGUAAUUCUAUGAAGUGCAUUAAUAUUUUUUGAAAAGCAUUCCUUUCCUUGCAACUGUGGAUGUCUUUUUUUCUUCAAGAAAAAUAGUAUAUAUAAAUACAGUAUAUGAAGAAAAAAAACUGUAAAAUUUUCAUGUAAUAUAUAGAGAUAAAAUACUAUACUAUGUACACAAACUGUGAUGUAAUCUUACAAUGAUUUGGUCAAGUAAUCAAUAAAGUUCAAAUUCUGA